Cynara cardunculus var. scolymus (artichoke) is the source of this 419-nucleotide messenger RNA. RefSeq names its product glutamic acid-rich protein-like. The record is from RefSeq and is a predicted model, not a curated record. Lineage: Eukaryota; Viridiplantae; Streptophyta; Magnoliopsida; Asterales; Asteraceae. The annotation marks the transcript as partial. The transcript has 2 exons.
AUGGACGAAGUCCAUAAGGGAAUGCCUCUUAAGGAUGAACUCUCUACUGAUCUUUCAACUAUCAAAAUUGAAGUAAAAGAGGUCAAAGACCAGCUCUCAUCGGUGCAAACUGAAGCUGAAGCUCCUAGAGCCACAGCUAAUGAAGUUGUGGUUGUUAAUGAAAACCCAACUGCCCAUGAAGCUCCUGAAGCUGAGAUUGUUGAUGAAACCGUCAGAGCUGGUGCUGAAGCUCAUGACGAAGACCUUCCUAUCACCUCUGUAGCUGAUGCUAGUGAUAAGGAAGAUGAUGAUGAAGAUGAUGACGAUGAUUCUCCCAACCUUCCUGAUGCUGGAAAGGAUCUUGGUGAAGAUGAUGAUGAUGACAAAUUCACCAUUCAGUACCAGAAACAUUCCAGUGCUAUGAAAGGAGUCUCUCUCAG